GUAUUGCCGGCCUCCUAUUUGGUUGGCACGGUGCAGUCUAACGGGUUUCGAAUCAGCGCUAUGCUCCGCACGACCGCCACGCGUCUGGUGUGGUUGGGCGGUUCGGCCGCCUCUCCGGCGCUCGGCUUAGACCUCCGCUCCCCAGCUGGUCAGUUCGUCAACGUCAUCCCGGAAGGUACGCAGCCGCGGCGCACGGCCGGACACUUCCAUGCUACCCCACAGGCCCGCAGCCUCGCGGCAACGCACUUCGCGCACAGCCCGGAGCUGCGCCACAUCGCGGAUGGCAUCUCCAUGUCUGCCACCGGCCAGCGCGUGCCAUUGGCGAAGCCGGCCAUAACAAAGUGGAGCCGCCAGCUGCGGGCUGACGUGUACGAUGAACUGCUCAAGCUGCCGUUGCGGUAUGCCCUGCACGACUUCCGCACCCUGCAGGCGCACCUGCGCGCGGUGCCGGAGGUAGCGCCGGCAGACGAAGCGAGCGACGACCCCCCGCUGCCACCUGGUGUGUAUCGCAGCAGUCACAACAGUGUCAACAACGGCCAUAGUCAAAGCGGAAACACUGCCGAUCCGUCCUCGUCUUCCUCUUCGUCGUCGUCUUCACCGCUGAUGUCGUCGCACUACGCAGUGGCCGGUCGCGACUCCGCCGUGGGCUACGCCCCUCCACUCGGCCACGCAGACCCGCUCGAUGUUCUACCCUUCUUUGUUCACCGCACAAGCAACGGGCAGCUCCCGGGUAAGGUGUACUCCAUGAACUCGAAGACGCUGAUGCCGGCGUUUUACAUGCGCAUCAUGAACGUCGACGGCGACGUGUUCCGCUUCGAGGAGGAGCUGAUGAAGAUUUUCCCCACCAAGAAGAUAUUCGUCCGCAGCCACAGCGUGUACGUGUACAACGUGAACCUGGACGGGCGGGCAGUGCUCCAUCACUGGUUACUCGGUCUGGGCUUCUGA
Leptomonas pyrrhocoris is the source of this 945-nucleotide messenger RNA. RefSeq lists its product as hypothetical. NCBI's taxonomy places the organism in Eukaryota, Euglenozoa, Kinetoplastea, Trypanosomatida, Trypanosomatidae. The transcript has a single exon. Bases 61 to 945 code for a protein of 294 amino acids. The record is from RefSeq and is a predicted model, not a curated record.